Molecule: messenger RNA, 1167 nt
Organism: Parastagonospora nodorum SN15
Lineage: Eukaryota; Fungi; Ascomycota; Dothideomycetes; Pleosporales; Phaeosphaeriaceae
Exons: 4
Coding region: 1-1167 (388 amino acids)
Source: RefSeq, a predicted model, not a curated record
AUGGCUGCCGGACAGGAGUUCAUCCCGUUCAUGCUGGAGAUGUUCAAGAACCCACCGGAUCGCAAUGCACCCUUACCGCUGGGAAAUCGACCCUCCACAGUUUACGGGGUCACGAUGCCGUUCCACGUUCUAAGUCUACUUGCUGUGAUCUUCCGACUCCACAUACGCUUUCGAGUCGUCCGCGAGCCUGGUCUUGACGACUUAUGGAUUGUUGUUGCUGCUAUAAUGAAACUCGUCGGCCUGGCUGCUUUCUUUGGAGGUCUUGAUGAAGGCAUCGGAAAACACAUCAUCUUCCAUCUCGAUAUUCUCCAGAAGACUAUGAUCUGGUUCUAUAUUGCGAACUCCGCAUAUGUCACGGCGGCGGUGUGUGUUAAGCUUUCUCUGUUGAGCCAGUAUCUACGAAUCUUUCGAGAUGGCUAUCGCCGGCGAAUUUCACUGGUAUUGAUGAUAUUGGUCUCCGUAUGGGGCGCCGUUUUUAUCUUCAUGGCGUGGUUCCCUUGCUUUCCGGUUUCGGGAUACUGGGACAAAAGCAUGUCGCCGCCAGCAAAAUGCUAUGGCUUUGGCUACAGGACAUUGCCAGAGGCGAAGAACACCUUGUUCGCCUUCUCUGGAUCAAAUAUGAUCUUUGACGUGGCAGUCUUCCUCGUGCCACUGACGGAAUACUUCAGGCCUGGUUUGAAAAGAAAGCAGAUUUUAGCCAUGACAGGCCUCUUCGCCUUUGGUUCAAUUGUUCUCUUGUUUGCGAUCCUUCGUCUAUGGAGUGGCCUCAAGUACAACAACACUCUCGUGAUGUACGACUUCACAUGGUGGAUAUCAGAAGUCCUCAUCUUUUCGUGCCUAGAGAUCGACUUUGCAAUCAUGUGUGCCUCGAUGCCCAUCUUCUGGCCCAGUGUCAAAGCCGCAUGGACCAGGAUAUAUGUCACGCAGGAAGUGACUGUCGUCCACGACCGACGCUCACACUUCAUCGAUCCCAGAACGGUACAGAUGGAGCUGAGCCAACGAAAGAGUCAUGAAAGCACAUGCAGCUUAACGAAGACUACAAUGCAGGAAGCGUCGGACGAAGGGCCGUUCUAUACAAGCUUUGACCCGGAGACUGGGCGAGGUCCGGGAUCCGGGAUCGCGCAGGUCGAGGUGCAGCCAAGUGAACAACCUGUUCGCUGGUUAUAG